AUUGUGACUAAAUUCACUCGCAACGACUGUUCAUUCAUCUAUUUAAUUUAGUAUGCUCGCGAAAUUCUCAGUGGGAGCACGUAUAAUAAUAUUCUCCUAAUUUUAAAAUGUAAACAAACAGUUUUUGUUAUCUUUAGUGAGUGCAAUAUAUCUUCUAGUAACCAAAAUGUACCUAAACAUAGGUAGUGUGUUGUGUUUCGUGCUGUUUAUGUGUUCAAAAAGUGUUAUUUGCGACACAAUAAGUGAACAUAAACAUGUUCAUUGUACACACGAACAUCCAAAGGCUGACGAAGUAGUCCGAGGGGUUCAUAUAGAGCCUGCACAUAUAGUCAAGAAAAGAAGCAUAGACCAGCCAUUAAGAAUUAGUAUAUUUUAUGACCAUUCCGUCUAUAGGUUAGAACCAGAGAAGUUUGACAUGAUAAAUAAUACAAUACUGCCGGAAGCAGUCAAGUUUUGGGAACAAGCUUUAAAAGUCAGAAAAACUGGAGGCCCCAUCAGAUUAAAUAGAAAAUGCCCAACACGACAAGUUUUCGUCCGAGAUGGCAGAACGCAUUGCAUCGACAAAUGCAACGUCGAGACUAUGUGUGGCGAAGUCAAGGUCCCUGAGGAACACUUAAAUCUAUGUUACGUAUGCAACAGUACUGGACACAACUGCAGAGCUCUGCCGCGACAGAUCAGGGUCGAAGACGACGCUCCCACUGACAUUGAUGGCAAUUCCAUCAAUGAUGGCACUGAGGUGCCACCAGACACAGAAGAGCCCGAAGACUUCCAAGGCGUAGAAGACACAGACUUCGUGUUGUAUGUCAGCGCGGUGGAGACUGAGCGAUGUCGUCGUGGUCAAACUGUUGCUUAUGCCUCACAUUGUCAACAGGAGUCGGCUUUAGACAGGCCGGUAGCAGGGCAUGCUAACUUCUGCCCGGGCGAAUUAUCAACGAAGUACAGAGACUUACCCUCCGUGCUUUCUACGGUCAAGCACGAAAUGUUACAUGCACUUGGAUUCAGCGUGUCUUUAUUCGCGUUUUAUAGAGACGAAAAUGGCGAGCCCCUGACUGAAAGAAGACCGGAUACAGGGAACCCACCGAUGGAUGAAGAAUUACAAAUCCACAAAUGGUCUGACCGCGUUGUAAAGAAUAUAACGCGAAAGAAUUGGAUGAUCAGAGGGGGUUACAUGGAGAGGACUUUCCAUAUGAUUGUCACACCAAGGGUUGUUAAAGAGGUCCGUGAUCAUUUCAACUGUUCAGAGCUUGAGGGGGCUGAACUUGAAGACCAAGGAGGUGACGGUACAGCCCUAACACAUUGGGAGAAAAGGAUUUUUGAAAACGAAGCCAUGACCGGGACCCACACACAGAACUCAGUGUUCAGUCGUAUAACGUUCGCCCUCAUGGAAGAUACGGGCUGGUACCGCGCCAACUACGAACAUGCCACCCCUCUGGACUGGGGGCGGGGCUUGGGGUGCAAGUUCUCUAUGGUCUCCUGCAAGCAGUGGCUGAAUACUCAAAGGUUUAGACGUAAGAAUCCCGCGCCAUUUUGUGAGAGAAUCAAAGGCAAUCCUUUGCGGACCGAGUGUUCUCCAAGAAGAAAUGCAGUCGUACUGUGUAAUCUAGUUCGACACGAUACAAUACUGCCGAGAGCUUAUCAGCAUUUCGACACGCUACCCAACGUGGCGCCGGGCGAGGAAGCUCACUACGGCGGCUCCGUCUCCCUGGCGGACUACUGUCCGUACCUCCAGGAGUUCACGUGGAGACACAAGAGUGUGCUCAUCAGGGGCAGCCGCUGUUCCUAUGAGGAGAAUACUCCCAAAACAGACGUAAACUUCGCCUUAGAGAAUUACGGAGCGCACUCCAAGUGUUUCGACCACAGCGAGAGAGUGUGGGAGCAGAAAUCUUGUAGACAGAUAAGAGAAUGGCAACACUGGGGUUCAGGUUGCUACAAAUAUAAAUGUGAAAGUGGUCGACUGCAUAUAGUGGUGGGCAACUACUCGUACACAUGUUUCCACGCGAGCCAGGUGCUACAGAUUAGAAUAAUAAAGCGCGGCUGGCUCCACAAAGGAGGCGUCGUCUGUCCUCCUUGCAGAGAGCUCUGUGGGGAGGAGUUUGCCUCUAGAAACGAGUACUGCAAGGGUGGCGAAGAGCCUCUACCUCCGAAUUUAUAUCCCAACGAUGUUCUAACAUGUUCAGCUGUCAGUUUGACAGCUCCCGCCAUUUUGAUAGCCGCCAUCUUGGUUUUAGUAGUUAAUGUCACUCAGAAAUAAGACUCUUUUUGUAAGUUUCUGAUGGAAAUGCCGACUUUUAUGAUAUUGUUUUUUAAAUGUGAAAGAUGAUGAUUGUGAUGAUUGCAGCCGUAUAAAAAUGCGUGUACUUAUAGUAACUAUUCAGAGAAUUUAUAAAACGGCAGCCAAAAAUUUAAGUUAUAAAAAAACUACAUUGUUUUUUCUGAACUGUUCAAAUUCUUCAUAAACAGACAUAAAAAGUGGCUUUUGAAAUCGUUUCAACUGCCUUUUAUCUGCUUAAUUGCAUUAAACAAAGAUGGUCGGCUACAAAAUGUGAUUUUAAUAUCAAAAAUAUUAUUUUUAUUUAAUUUUAAGCGACGUGUUUGUAUAAAAUACAGAAUUUGUAAUCUUUUAAUUAAGUACUUUGUAAUGUGACCUCUGUAAAGUGAUUUUGAUAUUGUGUGAUUGAAAACAAGCGUUCAAAAUAUAUGAAUUUGUCUGGAAUAUUUAAUAAGAAUUAAUAUAAUUGGGAUAAGGGCAGUAGGAGGAUGAUGAUAACUUUGAUAUUAUUUUUACAAAGAGUUUAAAAUUCUUUUAGUCAGAUUGCAUACCAAUAUUUAUUAAAACAUUAUUUUGAAACCUUAAAAAAAAUAAAAAACUCCAGACUAGAUCAUAUAUUUUGAAUGCAGCUAUAUUCCUGACUGUAUGUUCAAUGUUUCUAUGUAAAUGCUAAUUUUAUUACUGACUUAUUUUGUGAAAUAACUGCAAUAUUUUCAAUUGCAAUUAUUUUUAUUGGUCUGAAAUACUUUUGUAAGACAUGUUUCUUUUAAAUGGAUACUUAAAACUUUUUGCUAAUAAAACAAAAAAAAAUAUGUCAUUCACAUUGUAUGUUUUCAUAUGAAAUUGUUUAUUAAAAUAAGCUUUUUUAGCUUGCUUAAGUCGCGGCGACAAAAAUGGCGAACCGUAAGGCAGAAUUCAUUUUCAAAUUAUUAAAGACAUUUUCGACAUUCAAUAAUUAUCAUCUGCCUGGCCUUUUUCCAACUAUGUAGGGGUCGGCUUCCAGUCUUAUCAGAUGCAGCUGAGUACCAGUGUUUUACAAGGAGCAACUACUUAUCUGCAUAUGUUAAGACUGGAAGCAGGCCCCAACUGAAUUGGGAAAAGGCUGGGCAUGGAUGGAUGAUAACAAUGUCAAUAAUAUUUUGACAGAAAAAAAUAUUCUGCUCUGCGCUUUUACUUAAUUUUUCUGCGCCGUUCCUCAGUGUCUAUUAAAAUGCGAAAAGUUUUGUAUCUUAACUUAAUUCUUAAAUUGGUAAACUAAGCGUCCGGACCAAGGAUUGUAAAUAGUCAUUUAAGAGUAUAUUUAAAUAAAUAAAACUGUAAAAUUACUUAUCUCGAACUUAAAUGCCAUAAUUUAAAUUAUUCUUUUAAAAUUUUUAUUUUUUUAUUUAAUUUUUUUGAAGUCAAGAAUAAAUCUUAUUUGAUGUUAUGCUAAUAAAAAGAAAAUAUUAAUUAUUAUUUUUUAAGUUUUUUUUUUUUGUAAAUUUACUUGAUUCGAAUUAUAUUAGCAGAUCAACAAAUAAGAAGAAAAAUAAGAUUUAUUUAUAUUUUUAAAACUUGACUUAAAACAGGACGUUAAGAGCAGAUAUUUAGAAUUGACAAUGAUUUGGAUAAAGGCCCUUCCCAAUAUUCUAUCUAACAGUUAGUUUCUUCAUCAACAGCUAAAACUAAAGGUAACAACUAAAGUAUUGACUUUUACUUGACCAUUACUGACAUUUUAACAAAUGUGUUUCUUUAUCCAAGUCACAGCUAAACUAAAAGUCCAUAGAGUUACCAUAACAAAAACACAAUGACAGUGACUUUAGCUCUUAAAUCCCCUUAAUGAGCGGUAAAAGUUAAAGUUUAAAGGCUAAAAUAACAGCAAAACUAAUAGUUAAAAACGUAAGAAAAUAAUUUGACCGUUACUUUUACUUUAUGAGGUUCCUUUGGCUGCUACUUUUGAUGCAGAAACUGGCUGUAGUGUUGUUUUGCUUACUAGAGAUACGAAUUUGACAUUACUUGUAAUUGACUUAUGUCAAAAUUCUAUCUUUAGUAAGCGAAUGAAAAGAUAGGUUAUUCAAGAGAUAGAUAGGUAUCAUUUUGGGAUCGGCCGCUAAAGUACGAGUCUGCUCAAACGUCCUGCUUGCGUGCUUUUGUAAAUAUAGUACUUAAGUUUAUUUGGUGCUUUAAACAUUAUUAAGUUCUCAUUCCUAUGUUCGUUAAGUGAAACCUUAUUUAUAAUUUUAUUUUACAUUAGAUUCUAUUCUUAAUAAUCAUGAACAGAGAUUUUGUGAUCAAAUAUCUAUGAAGUGCUAUGUUCAAUACUCGGUGAUCAAAAAUGAGUAUAACUGAAAAAUUCUUGUUUGAAGUUUAAAGAGUAUGCUGCAGACUUUAACAAGAUCAUCAUCAUCAUCUCAGCCGGCGGACGUCCACUGCUGAUCAUAGGCCUCUCCUUUAGAUCUCCACAGAUACCUGUUGGAGGCGACCUGCAUCCAGCGUCGACGGCGACCGACAUAAGAUCGUCUGUCCUCCUUGUUGGUGGACGUCCUACGCUGCGCUUGCUAGUCCGUGGUGUCCGUGGACUGAGCCCGAUGGUUAGAAAAAAAUAUUUUUAUCUUGAUGCCAAUCGAAGUUCUCAGUCGAUCUGAUACAGCUAAAUACCUGAUCUUUAUUCUUAAAUAUGCGAAAUCUACUGCGCAGUCAAAUAGGUAAAGUCAACUUCAGGUCAGUGGUAACAGUUUUAUAGGAAAAUCGUACUUAUUACUAUUGAGUUAAGGUGCAUGACAGUUACCACUGAUGUGCAGUCUACUGUACCAUGAAUUCAUUAGAAAAUUCGUAGAAGGUGCACUGAUUUUUUGACAGAUGUCAAGUUGCUGUCAUUUUUUUUUUAAGAUUAUAUUUUGUUAUUCCAUUUUAUCACUUUUUUGAUCACCGUUUAUUGACCUGAAUUCUCUCUGUAGAAUUUGACGAAAAUGACUACAUGUAAUUUAUUUUUUGUUUGAAUUUACCUACAUUUGAAAAUGAUUUUAUAUUUUUUUGUCCUAUUUUGUAUUUUGUACACAAUUAACGUUAAAAUUUACAUAAUUUCAAGGACAACUACAAUUUGGCUUUAAACAUUGAAAAAUAAUAGAGAAUUUUAUUUUCCACUACCAAGUAAAUUCUUAAAAUCUGUUUUUGCAAAUGUGUAACGUGACGAUGAUAUUAAUAAUGUAUUAAAAGGAAUAAUUGAAAUAGAGAAAUAUUUUCAUCUACUUUGAAUAAGUUUUAUUUUAGUUAAAUACAUUGACAAUUCACAUUGGCGGAUUUUCUGCUCGGGUUUUUCUACGAUUGUCGUUGCUCAUAUACCUACACAUGACAACAUACUACAUAUUGGUAACUGCCUUCUUACCUACGUCGGCAAACAAUGACAUUUGAAACUGCACAUAGGUUUUUUGCUGCUCUGAGCGUAGAACAACUGAGAGUAAACGCAUGAUAAAAUCCGCUAGUGUGAAAACGCUCUUACAACUUUUCUGUUGUUUUUAAUUUUGAAAAAAUAAUCGUUUUCUUGGAUAAAAAUCUAAGAUAUUUCUCUAUUUGAAUUAUUUCUUUGAGAGAAACCGUAUUUGUGAAAUUAAUGAGAUUUUUAUGGAAAUAAACGUGGAUAAUAUGAAACAUUUGUAAGAAAUAAAGAGUAUUUUUAAACA
Messenger RNA from Helicoverpa armigera (cotton bollworm), 5928 nucleotides. It is a transcript of the gene Invadolysin, whose product is annotated as invadolysin. Gene Ontology annotation, cellular component: membrane; cytoplasm. The transcript has 18 exons. Gene Ontology annotation, molecular function: metalloendopeptidase activity. Gene Ontology annotation, biological process: proteolysis; cell adhesion. The record is from RefSeq and is a predicted model, not a curated record. NCBI's taxonomy places the organism in Eukaryota, Metazoa, Arthropoda, Insecta, Lepidoptera, Noctuidae. Bases 167 to 2251 code for a protein of 694 amino acids.